Messenger RNA from Caretta caretta (loggerhead turtle), 3361 nucleotides. Its product is annotated as chemerin-like receptor 1. NCBI's taxonomy places the organism in Eukaryota, Metazoa, Chordata, Testudines, Cheloniidae. The record is from RefSeq and is a predicted model, not a curated record. Gene Ontology annotation, cellular component: plasma membrane. Gene Ontology annotation, molecular function: complement receptor activity; N-formyl peptide receptor activity. Gene Ontology annotation, biological process: phospholipase C-activating G protein-coupled receptor signaling pathway; complement receptor mediated signaling pathway; inflammatory response.
AAAGUACUGAGGCAGCCCCAGGCCCAACCCCCUUCUCCUCCUUCCCCUUCCCAUGACUCCUCCAAGCUUCCCAGCCUGGCCAGAGUGCAACCUGCCGGGGCCACGGGAGGAGACCAGCUCUGGAGAUCCGCAGAGAGACGUCCCUCUGAGACUGGGGAUGGAGGAGACCACGCCCUUCCAGUCCCGCUGGGCACACCCCGCCUUUCCAUAUGUGAACAGCACCUUACACCCCUUCUUCGGGAAUCCCUACCAGCAUGGAGAAGAGGGUGGAGCCCAGCGUGAAUGGAGAGGAGUUCUCUUUGCCGUCCUCUUCAGUCUGGGAUUCCUACUCGGAGUAGUGGGCAAUGGCCUGGUUAUCUUCAUUGCUAGCUUCUGGAUGAAGAAGACGGUGGUCUCUAUCUGGUACCUCAACCUGGCCGUGGCCGACUUCAUCUUCACCUCCUUCCUCUCCAUGGAGGUGGCCUAUGCAGCGCUGAACUUCCACUGGCCCUUUGGCCAGACACUGUGUAAGAUCCACAGUGCAGUGUCCUUCCUCAACCUCUUCGCCAGUGUCUUCCUCCUCACCGUCAUCAGCGCCGACCGCUGCAUCUCCGUGGCCUGGUCGGUCUGGGCCCACAACCACCGCUCGCCCCGGCUGGCUUUCUGGGUAGCUGCGGCUGUUUGGCUUGCAGCUCUGGCUCUCAGCACACCGUAUAUAGUUUUCCGGGACAUUAGGAGCUUCCCGCUUGGGGGGGACAUCACCAUCUGCUACAACAACUACAUCCCAGUGGGGAACUUCACUAGGGAGGAGGUGGCCACAUUGUGGGAGCAUCGACACUGGGCCAUGGUGCUCACCUGCUUUGUGACUGGGUUCCUGGUGCCAUUUGCCAUCAUCCUGACCUGCUACGGAGUCAUCACUGCCAAACUGAUGAGGAACCAUGUCGUCCGUUCUGGCAGGCCCUACAAGAUCAUGGUGGCUGUGGUGACGGCCUUCUUCCUCUGCUGGUUCCCCUACCACCUCUCCACCCUAUUGGCCAUGUUGGCAAAGGGGGUGACUCCAGCAAUACAGGUUCUCCAUGAUAUCGCGCUUCCCUUGGCCUACCUGAAUAGCUGCCUCAACCCUGCCCUGUACGCCUUCAUGGGCUGGGGCUGCAAGGACACACUGUGGCUCUCCAUAGUCUUGGCCUUCCAGAGGGCCUUCAGUGAGGCUGAGGUCCAGGCCACCCUCCCCAGCAAGAACCAGGAGAGCAGUAGGUCAGAGGUGGAAUUGCCCCCAUUAUGAUCAGGCUACUCACCUCUCCCUUCCCCAAGCUGAGGAUAGAACCAGGAGUCCUGGCUCCUAUUCCCCCGCCCCCAAAUCUAACCUACUAGACCCCACUCCCCUCCCCUGAGCUGGGGAUAGAACCCAGGAGUCCUGGCUCCCAGACCCCCCUGCUCCAUUCACUACACCCCACUCCCCUCCUGGAGCUAUCACCUAGCUUGGAUGGAAUCCUGCUUGAGGCAAACAAUAAAGGCCUCAGUUUUAACAUUGAUUCUGGCUCUGUUUUUCCUAAAAGAGGAAACAGCAGGGAAAGAGAAGCAGAACCUGCCACUUCCCCCAAUUUACAUUUGUCCACAGGAUUAAGGAGAGUCAGCCCACUGGGGUCAGGAGUUCAGUUCCCAGCCUGUAAGCCAGGACUUCAGAUCAGGAGUUUCCGAUGCUGUAAAAAAAUUGUGCAUUUGCCUGUUUAGAUGAUAAAAUCUUUGGAACUGAUGCCCAGUGCCCCUGCUCUGACCCACUAGCCCCCCUCUUUUCCAUAUCCAGGAAAGAACCCAGGAGUCCAAGGCCAGAAAGGAUCAUUGUGCUCAUAUGGUCUGACCUCCUGGAUAACACAGGCCAUAGAAUUUUCUAAAAAAUUAUGUCUAGUGUUUAUCUUUCAGAAAAGCAUCCAAUCUUGAUCUAUAAUUUGCCAGUGAUGGAGAAUCCAUUGCAAUUCUUGGUAGAUGGCUCCAGUGAUUAAUUACCCUCAUUGUUAAGCAUUGCCUGCCACAGUCUGUCUAUUAAGCCCUGAGAAGGAAGUGCAUGGCCAAGCUGAGGACCCAGAAGAUGUUGACCAUCCUCUCCAUGAAGAAGCCAGGGAGGAAGAUGAUGUAGUCAUUCAAAAACAUCCCGGCGAGGAAGGUCAGGCCAAAGAGCAUCAGAAAGAUGUACAUUAUCAUGUUACCUAUCAGCUCUGUGUUCUUGGGGAACCAGGGUGCAGUACCCAGCCUCUCUGACUCACGAAAGACCCCCCCCCACCUCUGCGUGAACCAAAACCGAUCAGAAGAAAGAUUUACAAAAAGCAAUGAAAAGGCCAUAGGAGACCCACCUAAACCCCUGGGACAAGGGUGACAGGAUUAAGGAAACUCCACUAGCCUCAUUUGCGUUGAAGAGGGGACAAGGAGGCAUCUCCACUAGCAGACAGAAUGGAGAACAGAGAUUCCAAGGCAAGAACCGCAGGGAACUCUGGGACCAGAACAGCAGAGAAGCACUGUAUAAUGGGGGAUCUCUGCUCCAGAUGUUAAUGAACCCACGCCUGCACACCCCCAGCUCAUUAGUUAUCUGACCAAUUCUAGUAAUAAAUCCUUUAUUGGGAUCCAAAAUAGUGCAGCUCCCUAAUUGCAUUGUGAGCUCCCUCCAAGGAACACCGCCCAUAGCCAGGAAUGAUCAGCUCCCAUGGUCUAGCCUGAUCAAAACAACUUUGGUGUCCUCCCUUGUUUACACAUCAACAAAUCUCGAGUUCUCCCUUGAACCAUUGUUGUUUCUCUACAAAAACCCCGACCCACACUCAAGUAAGUGUUCUGAUGCCUGGAUCCAACAUCUGCAUCACUUCCAUUGGGACUUCAUCUUCUCCUUGACUGAUUGUGCUGGGGGCUCUGCCUGUCUCCAGCACUCCGGAUCCUCAGCUACCGCCAACACCUGGGUCCCCCGAUCGAUUCAAGCUUCACAGAGUGGUAAGAACCCAGCUCUCUCUCUUUUAGGUAUAGCCUUCUGACCCUGACUUGUGUGAUCAGUUAUAGUUUUCUAAACAUUACUUUUGCAAUCAAAUUUAAGUUAGAUUUAAUAGUAUCAGUUUUGUUUGUUUUGGCUCCCCUAUGAUUAUUACCUGGCAAUAAAUAACUUUCAUGAUUAAGUUGGUUGCCCCUCUCUCUCUCUCUCGCUCCCCCUCGUGGGUGGUUUUUGGUUUCCUCAUUCGCUCUGCAGCAACGCUCCUCGUACCUAAGCUUAAGAUCCCUGCAGCGCCCAAAAAUCCUGUGGGGUUUGCUCAUCAAGUGGGUGACGACCAGAACAAUUGUACAUGAAAGUGGGGAUAGAGAUGUGCUGAGUCCAGGGACAUAUGAGGCUGACAGUUUGGAAAUGCUG